Haplochromis burtoni (Burton's mouthbrooder) is the source of this 1295-nucleotide messenger RNA. Its product is annotated as transmembrane protein 150A. The record is from RefSeq and is a predicted model, not a curated record. Gene Ontology annotation, biological process: protein localization to plasma membrane. NCBI's taxonomy places the organism in Eukaryota, Metazoa, Chordata, Actinopteri, Cichliformes, Cichlidae.
UUUGCUAAGAAAACGCUGUUUUUAAAGGGAAACCAAGGUUGUUGAGGUCUGUUGUGGGCAUAGCAGGUGGAAGGUAGGUGUAAACCAAUUUUUGCACUAUAGCUGUCCAGUUACCACAGAUGUUCUCAGUCUUUAAUUUUUUCUUGUUUCGGAGCUUAUCGCUGGGGUUAGCGGAAACCGAGAUGCGUGCAGGUGUCAAGUCAAACGAACUGGUAAAGUGCGAGCUAACUAGCUAGCUAGGCUGAAGCUAGCGAGGCUAACGGUUGGAUUUCCGCGGUUCGCAAAGAAGGCUGCCGUGCUCCGGGAUCUUACUGCCUUUGGUUGGCCGGAGUAGACAGUGGAAAAGUUAGUGUUGUUGGCUGUUCGCAAAAAACAUACUGUCACGGUUGUAUUUUGCCUUUUAUAAGUACAGUGGCGAAUAUUUGCUGUGAGUGGCUGCGGGCGGAAUGGGGGGGCAUUUCCUUUACAUAGACGGUUCUGUUCAGUAUGCUAAAGUCCUUCUCCGUAGAGGCGAGGGUUGCUGCUGUUUGCAGGAACGUGUGGAGCAGAAGAGCUGUGCCAUUCCCCCUUUUGCCCUCUCAUGCCCCCCUUUCCCCCGUGUGUCUCCCUGUGUGUUAGUGCCCCCACACCCCACCCACCCCCAACCUGAUCCGUUGCCGCUCCAGCCCAAAGUCGCCCUCUCACCCCAUGCUUGGGACAAAGGUUGCUCACUGCCAGCCCAAUGACUGCCUGGAUUGUACUACCUGUCAGCUUGUCUGCCUUCUCCAUCACAGGAAUAUGGAUAGUGUAUGCCAUGGCUGUGAUGAAUCACCAUGUGUGUCCUGUGGAGAACUGGUCUUACAAUGUAACAUGCAUAGAAGAGCUGCCCCGGCCAGGCUUCCCGAAGUCAUGCUGCACCAUCCAGGACAUCCCCCUCAUCAGUAAAUGUGGCUCCUACCCUCCUGAAAGCUGUCUGUUCAGCCUGAUAGGCAAUGUUGGAGCCUUCAUGGUUGUGAUGGUGUGCUUUUUGCGCUAUGCCCAAGUGAUCGAACACAGCCACAGAUGCUGGGUCAACACCAGCGCUCUGGUGUCUGGCUGCACCAAUGCCAUUGGUCUUGUCAUGGUGGGCAACUUUCAGGUUGAUCAUGCCAAAUCUCUUCACUAUGUCGGAGCGGGUGUGGCCUUUCCAGCAGGGCUGCUGUUUGUGUGCCUGCAGUGUGUGUUGACCUACCGUCUGGCUGUCACGGCCCUCGACUACUGGAUGGCUCAUUUCCGAGUGGCUCUGGCACUGGGAGCCAUGAUCUCCCUCGUCUUCA